CCUCUCACCGGAUGGCAAGCUGCUGUUUGCUGCCAACAUGCCCGACCGGCCGGACGAGCCGAUCAUCGCCUUUGACGCGCUCUCCCUGCGCGUCCGCUCCGAGUUUGGCCGCUCGGCGUUUGGUCAGCAGGCGGGCGCAUACGCCUUUGGCCUCGCCGUGAUGCAUACCGAGUUGUUUGCUGGACACCAGGACGCGAACCGCAUACACGCCUUCACGCUCGAGGGCCAGCACACGCGCACGAUCCGCGGCGAGUGGAGCGCGCCGCAAGACCUGUGCUCGAUCAACGAGCGACUCUUCCUCGCUGCGACGGCUGCCACGGCAGCGGAGGCGGGGUCGAGCGAGGCAGGAGCUAUCUUCGAGAUUGGCGCGGACGGGCGCGUGCUGCAGACAUUUCAGCACCAGGCGAUGCUUGGAAUCGCGAUGGCCAAGUUUGGAGGGCUGCUCAUCGCCUCGCUAAGUCCGCCGCACGCCCGUCGGGGGGCACAGCAGCGACUGAUUGCUCUGCAGGGGGCGAGCUGAGGCCUGACUUUGUCUUUGAGGGACAGGACCGCCGGGGGGGCGGUGCAUCUGCCAUGAGUCGGAUUACUGUCGACGCUCUCCUGUACAAGAUCUCCUGCGUGCAUAUACGAGUGCAGUUUGUCGUUGUGGACCUCGGACCUGUGACGUGUGAGCGUGAGCUGACUGUGUGUUAAUCGUGUCGGAUUCGGCCGUAGCGGAUCCCUUUGUGGCAUAAGGCACAGCCUCGAGUGGCACAGGAGGGGAGAGUUCGAGAGAGCUUUUGUGCACACAC
Molecule: messenger RNA, 791 nt
Organism: Emiliania huxleyi CCMP1516
Lineage: Eukaryota; Haptophyta; Isochrysidales; Noelaerhabdaceae
Exons: 2
Coding region: 38-520 (160 amino acids)
Source: RefSeq, a predicted model, not a curated record